Messenger RNA from Aspergillus ibericus CBS 121593, 1166 nucleotides. RefSeq names its product ceramidase. Lineage: Eukaryota; Fungi; Ascomycota; Eurotiomycetes; Eurotiales; Aspergillaceae. Gene Ontology annotation, biological process: ceramide biosynthetic process; ceramide catabolic process. The transcript has 7 exons. The record is from RefSeq and is a predicted model, not a curated record. Gene Ontology annotation, cellular component: endoplasmic reticulum membrane. The coding region runs from base 37 to 864 and encodes 275 amino acids.
UCCCCGAUCUCAGGAACAGGAAGUUGAACAGCCACCAUGGGAUCCCACGCGCCCUUCUGGGGUGCCCCGACCUCGUACCUAAACUUUUGCGAAGAAGACUACGCGAUCACCCGCUACGUGGCCGAGUUUAUCAACACGCUGAGUAGUUUUGUCUACAUCCUCUACGGCCUCUACGGCCUGCACCAACUCCAUCAACGACAACAAUCCGGCCCGCGCUCCAUCCCUUACUGCGGCCUCAUUGGCGUGGGGGUGUGUUCUGCGGGCUAUCACAUGACCUUGAAAUAUCAUACGCAGAUGUCGGACGAACUCUCAAUGCACCUCCUCACCACCCCCCUCCUCUACCGCAUCCUCACCUUCCAAUCCACCCCCCAAUACACCAAAAUCACAGGAAUCAUCCUCUCCAUCCUCUUCACCAUCGUCAUGGUCGUGCACAUGGUCAUGGACGAGUUCCUGCUCCACGCGGUGAGUUUUGGUGCAGCCGUGUUGGUAAUUACUAUUCGGACGUUGAGGAUUAUUCCCCGGGAGAUUAAGGAUCAGAGGGCGAGGGGGAGGGUUAGUAGGGUUGCGCUUUUUGGGGUUGCAAGUUUCGCCUUCGGGUACUUCGUCUGGCUGAUUGAUGAAUUCGCCUGUGGGGUAUUGACUGGGGUGAGGGGGGUCGUGGGCUUGCCCGUUGGGUUUUUGUUCGAGUUGCAUGGGUGGUGGCAUGUCUUCACCGCCAUCGGGGGCUACAUUGCCGUCGCGAUCAUCGACUUGAUUAGCUCGGGGGAAGUGGCGCGGGAUUCGGUGGAGAAGUUGGCGUGGCCGUUGCCGGUUGUCGGGAGGGUGUUGGGGGAUGGGAUUGAUGGGAAUGAGAAGAGGAAGUAAGUCACUUGAUCAGGGCUGAGAACUGGGAGGUUUGAGGGGUGAGAUGAACGGAUCUGAAGAGUAGAUUCUAAGGGAGUGUGGGACGUGAAAAGAGUGAGAUUGUUGAGAGAUUCGAGCCCGAGGUGGAUGGAUAUGGUACUAGGAAGAGGUGUGUUGUGUUCGGGUUAUAUUCAUAGAGACAUUCUUAGAAUUAGAUGAUGGCUAGUAUGGAUGUUUGAAACCUCAAGAAUGGCUUGUGAAGGAGAAUGAACACCCACCCUCACAUGUUGUGAUCGACGGAGAUAUUUCUUUAUCUUCAUUUG